AUGGAGCACUUGCCUUAUGACAACCUCUGGCUCGACUUCGUAGCGGCCGCAGUCGAGUUUCCGGACAACAUCGCCCUACGAUGUAACACUACUGUCUUCACUUAUCAGCAACUUCGCCGCGUGGUCGAGGUCCGGGCGGCCGUAUUGUCACGCCAGUACGGUUUGGUGUCGGGCUCGAGAGUGCUCCUACUCCUACAACGAGGAGUGUCUUUCGUCGUCACUGCCCUAGCGCUGUGGAACCUCGACUGCACUAUGAUCCCCCUCGAUGCUGACCUCACCCCAGAUAGUAGAGCGCAACAAGUGGCUGAGGAGGGUGACUGUGACCUUUUGAUAGUCACCACUGGUCGGGGUACCAUUGACUUGUCAUCGGUCAACGGCAGAGUCGUUGGGAUCGACGAGCUCGAUCGGUUGGAAGAUUCUGAGGCUAUUGAAAAGGAGUGUGAUGAGAGGUCAGCACCAGCGUACAUAAUGUUCACGAGUGGCUCCUCUGGUCGGCCUAAGGGUGUAGUGGUGUCCCACACUAGUGUCGUCAAUGUGCUAGAGCACUUCGCUGCUGAGCUUGGACCAGACUGGCAUCGGCUGCUGGCGGUGACCACCUUCCAGUUCGACAUCUCCGUAUUGGAGUAUAUGCUGCCACUCACGACGGGCAGGCAGUGCAUCAUCGCAAACACCGAGACGUGUAGGAGUGCACCUAAAAUACUCGACAUGCUCAUUGAGGACUCCAUCGACUUGAUGCACGCUACCCCUACGAUGUGGCAACUGUUGGUAGCUGCUGGGCUGUUGAAGAGGGUCAUGGGGCUCACAGUGGACUGCAGAUCCUCUGUGGGGGCGAGCCCUUCCCAGCCCAUCUAA
Messenger RNA from Perkinsus marinus ATCC 50983, 852 nucleotides. Its product is annotated as antibiotic synthetase, putative. NCBI's taxonomy places the organism in Eukaryota, Perkinsozoa, Perkinsida, Perkinsidae. Gene Ontology annotation, molecular function: phosphopantetheine binding. The transcript has a single exon. Gene Ontology annotation, cellular component: cytoplasm. The record is from RefSeq and is a predicted model, not a curated record. The coding region runs from base 1 to 852 and encodes 283 amino acids. Gene Ontology annotation, biological process: secondary metabolite biosynthetic process; amino acid activation for nonribosomal peptide biosynthetic process.